Molecule: messenger RNA, 2159 nt
Organism: Porites evermanni
Lineage: Eukaryota; Metazoa; Cnidaria; Anthozoa; Scleractinia; Poritidae
Source: the annotation of a GenBank genome assembly
AUGAUUUGGUUGCUUGCUUUUUCAUUUUACAUCGUUGCCACAGUUUUCGGUGCUGAUGAACAUUCCAGAUCUUCUUACUUCAGAACAGUGGAAAACAGGCGCUUAGCAGCACAAGUGGCCAAAACAUUUUAUUCCCCUAGUGUUUUGUCGUGCAGUCAUGCGUGCCUCAGAAAUACUUGGUGUUCCUCUACAAAUUUCAAGAAAGGGACAGGUGGCACAGGAGUAUGCGAGUUGAUUAAGCAUGAAUCCAACUCAACUUACUAUAACAGCAAACUCAUACAUCAACCAGGCAACACAUAUGCAAUAAUUCUAAAGGUGAGUAAAUGCAACAUUUUAUUUGCGCAAUGCCGUGAGAGAAAUUUUUUACUAUUAAACUUUUUCGCUGGCGUAUCUAACGGAAAGACAAGUCGAACAGUAAUAUUUACAAGCAGACAAUAAUUUGCUAUACAAUCCAAAUAAAACCUUAAACUUCCGCAAGAGCUAGUGACAUUUGACACGUAAACGGUUUAACCGUUUCGAUGCUGUGUGUUUAUUACCAGAAAGCAUGAUUAUGAUUCUGCAUGGCUAAGGAAUAAUCUCAGUUAAGUUGAAACUCCCACAAUUUCUCCCCUAGAAGGGUACAAGCAAGCGAGGAAACGAUUUCCCUUCCUGCCAUUUUUCUAAGUUAAAACUAUUUUUACUGAUAGGGUUGUCUGAUGACUGGAUGCCUAAAUGGAGGUUCUUGCUUGUUAGACAAGAAAAAGGAAGCGUUUUCAUGUUCGUGCAAACUACCAUGGAGUGGGCAGAGAUGCGAAGAAAAAUUGAGUAAGCCUUUAGUACAAAGCGUUUGCACAUAUUUGUUUUUCUAUUUAUGUAUUCGUUUAUUCAUUUUUUUUGUUUUUCAUGAGAGAAAAGUCUUGAUGUCCUUACUUCAAGCGUUUUAAUGCUGGUUUCGUUUCUAUCAUUUGUUACUGAGCUCCCCGGUUGACUCGUUAGGGCAAAUCCCUUAAUUAUGGCCUCUAACGUAUAUGCUACUGGCUAGGGUUUUUUUAAUGGCCCCUCUGUCUUGAGCAGAGCAUUAAACAAUCGCGAGAAAGUUUUGAAAUAACUCCAAAGCACUUUCAAAAUAAGUUACGUUUUCGCUAACGUCGCCUCCCUGAUUCGUGAAUCACAGGCGCAUUAAGAAGGUGAAAUGACAGUUGUCAUAACAUUCUUCUGGCGGCUAAAUUGAAAUUCGUCUGAACGGUUCCAUUAAAAAAAUGAUAAGUUAUUUUCCCUCUUUAUUUUCUUCUCUCGACUAAGUUUUCUACCAAGCUUUCACAGAAACGCUCGCUAUAAUGCUGAAUGGUCCGUAACUAAGGCUUCAUUCGCCUACCUUAGCUACCAUGGGCAAGCCAACUUUUCCAACUUUUCCUUCCGAAACUUGGUGAUUCUUUUACAUGAGAAAUAAAACGUUGGCUCGACUAGAAGAUUGACCCGCCUUUUUCGACCCAGCCGGGUCAUAUCGGUCAAGGCGAAACAAUCGGAGCAUGCGCGAGCGUUGUUGUAAGCUCUUGGCUCUGGCAAACGGUCAACUUUUUUCUCAUAUAAGCGCUCGCCAAAAGUGACUCGGUUGGGAGGAUGAUCCUCUUUCUAAGGACAUUACUGCAUCUCAGCUUCUAUUUUCCACUGGCUUGGAGUCAUAUUACUUUUAAUUAUUCCUUUGUUUGUCUGUUUUUUUUUUUCGCUCAGAUUGUCCAGUUGGCUGGUCUGCAGAUGGCGACUCGUGUUAUUACCUAAACGGUACAGUGGCACAGAACCAGACAGACGCCCGCAAAGUAUGCCAGGCAAUGGAUGGAGACCUCCCAAUAAUCAAAUCAGCCACUGAAGACAAAUUCGUAUUUGAACUGAUAAGAGACAGUGAAACAGUCACAACACUUGGUACCUGGCUUGGGUUAGAGCGAGAUAAGAACAAAAGCAAGUCAUUCCAUUGGAUUGAUAACACUCCACUUGAAGGAGGGUUCAAGAAUUGGUUUUACAAGGAACCGAACAACAAAGGCGGUAAUGAAGAUUGCGUCCAUAUGUAUGGAAAGCGAGCUUGGAACGGUACGAGGCCAGGAAAGUGGAACGACUACCCCUGUAGUUGUUAUCAUAAGCUUCCUCAUUGCCCUGUUAUACUUUGCCAGAAGCCUGCAUACUAA